CUGAGGAGAGCGGAGGACCCGUGUGGACCACAGCUUGCUGUAGCAGCGGCUGAGUCGGGGGGGGACAGACACGCACCAGCCGGACACAGACUCUGAAACACACACACCUACCCACAACACACACACGCGCGCCUCUCUCAGCGUUUUCAGCAGCAUCAACGCACACACUUCACUGACGGGGUGGAGGAAACAGCAAACGGGUUGCAGAAAACGCCAACUUUCUUUUCAUUGGCUGCCUUUCACAAACCAAGGAUUUGAACGGCAGGUGGAUGGGGCUUCAAAUAGGUUGAAAUAUCCGUUGAAGACAAACAGCAGCUGAGAAUAAAUCCUCAGAGUGCAGAUUCAGACUUCUUCACACUGUCUACAACCUUCACCUCUGUUGGACCUAGGGGAAAAGGUUUGCACCGUGCCACUGACACACCUGAGCAUGGACAGGAAUAGGAAGUGGGUGCCAGGCUUCGGAGCUGUGCUGCUGACACUCCUAAGUCACAUGACUUCAGCACUUGAAGUGCCUCUUGAUCCUAAAGUACUGGAAGGAUUGCCACAGCCCCCUACUAUAAUAUUACAGUCCCCAAAGGAUUACAUCUUUGAUCCACGCGAGAACAUUGUCAUCCACUGUGAAGCCAAGGGGAAGCCUCAUCCCAGCUUCUCCUGGACAAGAAAUGGGACUCACUUUGAUGUGGAAAAAGACUCCAAAGUUUUAAUGAAGCCCGGUUCAGGAACUCUGGUCAUUGAUAUCAGCAGCGAAAGGGCUGAGGCGUAUGAGGGAACUUACCAAUGCAUAGCUAACAAUGAGCAUGGCACUGCCGUAUCCGACAGCAUUGUCAUCAGGCAGUCCAGGUCCCCCUUAUGGUCAAAGGAGAGAAAUGAGGCCAUCAUGGUGCAGAAGGGGGUCUCCCUUGUGCUGCAAUGUCGACCCCCUGCUGGGCUGCCCCCUCCUGUCAUCUUCUGGAUGGAUAAUAACUUUCAGAAGCUACCACUGGAUAAACGAGUGUCCCAGGCCCUGAAUGGAGACUUGUACUUUUCCAAUGUUCUCCCAGAAGACACCAGGAGUGACUACAUUUGUUACGCUCGCUUUCCUCAUACACAAACCAUCCAGCAGAAACAGCCGAUUUCAGUCACUGUCCUGGACAGCAGCCCAGAGGGCGAGCGUCGUCCUGGUUUUAUGCUGCCUCUCGGCACCACCAGCACCAAGAUGGUUCUGAGAGGGCAGACUCUGGAGCUAGAAUGCAUCGCUGAGGGCUUGCCGACUCCAGAUAUCUCGUGGCAGAAAGAAGGAGGAGAGUUACCAAGCAACAGAGUGUCCUACCACAACUUCAAGAAAACACUGAAGAUUUCUGAUGUGAAUGAAAAUGAUGCUGGCAACUACCGCUGCGUAGCCACAAAUAACUUGGGCACUAUACACCAUACCAUCAAGGUCACUGUCAAAGCUGCUCCUUUCUGGGUCAGCAUUCCCAGGAACCUGAUCCUCGCCCCUAAUGAAACUGGCGUGUUGACUUGUCGAGUCAAUGGAGAACCCAAACCAAGGAUAGACUGGUUUGUCAAUGGAAUUCCCAUAGAGAACACUCCUGAGGACCCCAGCCGCAAGGUGGAAGACGACACUGUGAUUCUCAGCAACGUGCAGUCAGGGUCCAGCGCUGUCUACCAGUGUAAUGCUUCCAAUGAAUUCGGCUACCUCUUGGCGAAUGCUUUUGUCAGUGUUCUUGCUGAACCACCAAGGGUGCUCACUCCACCUAACCAAGUGUACCAGGUCAUCACCAACAGCCCUGCAUUACUACACUGUGCUUCCUUUGGCUCGCCUAUACCAACCAUCACAUGGUUCAAAGACAGUCAGAUCAGCAUUAGGAAUACUGACCCAUAUGUAAUCCAUGAGAAUGGUACGCUGGAAAUAAAUGUAGCCCAGCCGCUAAAUAGCGGAAAGUACACCUGCAUUGCCACAAACAACCUUGGGAUCAAGGAGAACCAUGUCUUUCUGGAGGUUAAAGAGCCCACACGUAUCCUGAAGCAGCCAGAGUACAAGGUGGUGCAGAGAGGAAUGAGCGCUGUCUUUGAGUGUAAAGUCAAGCAUGACCCUUCCCUAAUUCCCACCAUGACCUGGCUCAAAGACAGAGGAGAGUUGCCUGAUGAUGAGAGGUUCGAGGUGGACGCUGAUAGUCUGACCAUCAGAGACGUGACUGAUGAUGAUAAGGGGACUUAUACUUGCAUCAUGAACACCACCCUCGAUCAGGACUCAGCCAGUGCCAUGCUGACUGUUGUCGAGGCGACUCCUACUCCUGCAAUUGUCUACGAGAAACCUGACCCUCCGACUGACCUGGAGCUGACAGACCAAACAGAGAGGAGUGUCCAGCUCACCUGGACCCCAGGAGAUGAAAACAACAGUCCUAUAGAAAAAUUUGUGAUCCAGUAUGGGGAUCUUCUCCACCAGCCAGGAGUUUGGACAAACCUGACAGAGGUUCCUGGUACCAGCACCACAGCACAGCUGCACCUCUCUCCAUACGUCUACUACUCCUUCAGAGUGCUGGCUAAAAAUCGUGUCGGCUAUAGUGAGCCGAGCCAGUCCUCACGUCAAUAUAGGACCAACCCUGCAGCUCCUGAUGAAAACCCGUCAGGUGUUCAGGGAGUAGGAACCGAGCCAGGCAACUUGGUCAUCUCCUGGACACCACUCACAGGACUCCAGUCCAAUGGGCCCGGUCUGGAAUAUAAAGUGCAGUGGAGACAGAAGGAUGUGGAGAAGGAGUGGUCAGCACAGAAUGUGGCCAAUGUAUCCCAGUGGGUUGUGUCUGGAACGCCAACCUAUGUGCCCUAUGAAAUCAAAGUUCAAGCUUUUAACGAUUAUGGUGUUGGGCCUGAACCUGAAGUGGCGAUUGGGUACUCUGGAGAAGACUUGCCUUUGUCUGCUCCAGAGAGUAUACAGGUCAUGGUUCAUAACAGCACACUGGCAGAAGUACACUGGGAGCCCAUAUCACCACCCUCUGUCAGAGGAAAACUACAGGGAUACAAGGUAUACUACAGGCGAAAGCAUGGUUUGCAUGAGACAGAAGAGGAGACUGAUCAGGAAAUGCAAGUGUUGACUUUCAGUGGAAACCGAAGUGAGGGACGAUUGCCAGGCCUCCAGCCUUACAGUGUCUAUAGUCUCUCUAUCAGAGUCCUUAAUAACAAAGGGGAAGGGCCUUCUAGCCAAAGCAAGACAUUUGAGACACCUGAGGGAGUACCAGGGCCUCCUUCUUUUCUCAAUGUAAUCAACCCUGGUUUGGACUCUCUCACUCUGGAAUGGGGCCCACCAAUUAACAACAAUGGACGUCUCACUGGAUACAUUCUGAAAUACCAACCAGUCAACAAUACCAGCGAACUGGGACCAGUCCAGUUCAUGACCUUUCUAGCCAACGAGACCACCAUUACUCUGAGUAACCUGAACUCCAGCAUGCUCUACAAGUUUUACUUAAGCGCAAAGACGAACAAGGGCUCUGGCCCCAUCAUCACAGAGGAGGCUUUCACAGUCAUGCAUACAACUCAUACUCGGCCCACUGUAGAGGCAGGCAAAGGCCCCACAGAGCCCCCUCACCCAACUUCCCCCAUCACUCAGUCUCUGCAUUCCCCGUUUCACAAGGCGCCUCCUGUGGGUCGUGCUUUUGGCACAGUUAACACUUCUGUAUCAGAGGACAGUGCAGUGAUCAGUUGGGAAUACUUUGGACACCAUAAGAAUGUAUAUGUGGAGUAUAUUGUUGAGAACAGUAAAGAGGAGUGGAAAAAGGAGUUUGCAAACGGGUCACACUCACAUACAAUAAAAGGUUUAAAGCCGGGAACUUCCUAUAGGGUGAAAGUGAUAGCUAAAGAUGCAGCCGACCCGACAGUCCACAGCACAGACGAAAUGUUGGUUACAGUGCCAGCUGUAGCCAGCCGGCAGGUAGACAUCGCUACCCAGGGCUGGUUUAUUGGACUCAUGUGUGCCAUCGCUCUCCUCAUCUUGGUACUUCUAAUAGUGUGUUUCAUCAAGAGAAACAAAGGUGGCAAAUAUCCAGUGAAAGAAAAAGAAGACGCUCACCAAGACCCAGAGAUCCAACCCAUGAAGGAGGAUGAUGGGACAUUUGGAGAGUACAGUGACACUGAGGACCACAAGCCGCUGAAGGGUAGCCGGACGCCGUCCAACGGGACGGUGCGGCGUGAUGAGAGCGACGACAGCCUGGUGGAUUACGGUGAAGGUGGGGACGGGCAGUUCAACGAGGACGGCUCCUUCAUCGGCCAGUACAGCGGCAAGAAAGAAAAAGACACGCACGAAGGCAACGAGAGCUCGGAGGCCCCGUCGCCUGUCAACGCCAUGAACUCAUUUGUCUAACAAAGGGCCACGGCCUGGCUGCAACGCUUGCUUCAGCCACUCCCUUGUCACCCUGGCAAAUGUGACCAUCUCUGUGGUGACAGCUGCUAAGGUGACAGUUGUUGUGGACACCUACCUUAACCCCUUGGUGGUUCUCACUCCGGUGGCCAUCGCUAACUGUCACCAAGACUGCUGACACGCCCUCAUCCCCACACCUGCCAGCCCCGGUCACACUGUGACCUCCACUCAUCAAGACGCACUCAACAUGGCAAAGACCGGCUCCACGUCACCCAUAACCAUUGAAAGAAGGUGUGAAAUGAGGGAAGGAGAGAGCAAACAAUACAGAAAAGCAAAAGGAAUGUACCCGAAGGGGUUUUUACCACUCAGACUGAGCACGAAUCUUUUAAGUGUGUUAGUGCCAUUUGAUAUCCUUUGCAAAAUAUACUAGCUAUGAAAUAUCAAAAAAGAUAUAUUUUAGCAAGCUACAGUACGUAACCAGCAGGCAGGCAAAAAAAAAA
This is a messenger RNA of Oreochromis aureus, 4830 nucleotides long. It is a transcript of the gene nrcama, whose product is annotated as neuronal cell adhesion molecule a. Gene Ontology annotation, molecular function: cell-cell adhesion mediator activity. NCBI's taxonomy places the organism in Eukaryota, Metazoa, Chordata, Actinopteri, Cichliformes, Cichlidae. Gene Ontology annotation, biological process: brain development; cell-cell adhesion. The transcript is spliced from 33 exons. The coding region runs from base 428 to 4333 and encodes 1301 amino acids. The record is from RefSeq and is a predicted model, not a curated record.